Messenger RNA from Scomber japonicus (chub mackerel), 2293 nucleotides. RefSeq names its product protein NipSnap homolog 2-like. Bases 12 to 860 code for a protein of 282 amino acids. Gene Ontology annotation, cellular component: mitochondrion. NCBI's taxonomy places the organism in Eukaryota, Metazoa, Chordata, Actinopteri, Scombriformes, Scombridae. The transcript is spliced from 10 exons. The record is from RefSeq and is a predicted model, not a curated record.
UGUCAGCAAACAUGGCGACCCGAGUCCUUCACAGAGUCAGCAGCGGCCUCAGAGAGACGAGACAUGGGCUCCAGGCGACCGGACAGGCCAUGGUUGUUGCAAGGAACCUUUCUGCUGCCAGAGAGGACAGCUGGUUCAAGUCUCUCUUUGUUAGGAAGGUCGACCCCAGAAAAGACGCUCACUCUCAUCUGCUUGCCAAAAAGGAAGACAGCAAUCUGUACAAAAUACAGUUUCACAGUGUGAAGCCUGAGUGCCUUGAUGCCUACAAUGAACUUUGUGCGGGCAUCUUGCAUUCCAUCCAUGAGGACCCUGAAUACCCCUGUGAGCUGGUGGGCACCUGGAACACAUGGUACGGAGAGCAGGAUCAGGCAGUUCACCUGUGGAGAUAUCGGGGAGGAUACCCUGCUCUCACCGAAGUCAUGAACAAACUCAGGCAGAAUAAGACGUUUAUGGACUACAGACACGAGAGAGGGAAGAUGCUGCAGUCUCGUAGGAACCAGCUGCUGCUGGAGUUCAGUUUCUGGAACGAACCCGUCCCUCGUCCUGGACCCAACAUCUAUGAGCUCCGAUCAUACCAACUCAGGCCAGGGACGAUGAUCGAGUGGGGAAACUACUGGGCGCGUGCUAUUGAGAUCCGCCAGCAGAACCACGAGGCGGUGGGAGGCUUCUUCUCACAGAUUGGGAGUCUGUACACGGUUCAUCACCUAUGGGCUUACAAAGAUCUUCAGUCCAGAGAAGAAACCAGAAAUGCAGCCUGGCAGCGUGAUGGCUGGGAUAAGGUUGUUUAUUACACAGUCCCUCUUAUUCAGCACAUGGAUUCUAGAAUAAUGAUUCCCAUGAAGAACUCGCCCUUGAAGUAACCACCAACACUGGAGGAAAGCCCAACAAAACUCUCCACAGCCGUCACAACAGAGAGUAUAACCAACUGUCGGAGUGUGCACUGCCAGGGAUUUCAGCAACGCGUUGUUUCAGUUUGUGUUUGCUUUCUUCUUUACUUCUUCACUGUCCUUUUCUGUGUGAGCCUAGAAUGUCUUACUUCAGAUGAUGAUCUGUUACAGCAGUUACUGUGUUACUGAUCCAUAAAUGAGCUGCGUAGGCAAAAUCUAAUUUGACGCACUUCUCCUCUUCACGGUUUCAUUUCAAGAGUUUUAGAGGUUUGUCUGUUUUAAAAAAUAAUGAUUAAAAACUACUUUCACCAGUGCUUGAGUUGAGAUGUCAGGAGAGGAUGUGAAUCAUAUUUGCAGAGGUCCCACGGGCUGAAAAAUGUUUUUGUGAAAAUGUGUUGCAAUAGAAAAAAUGACUUAUGAGCCCUGUUGCACUCCAGUAUCUCAACUGAAACACUGAACACAGGGCUUUAAUAAUUUCUGAUCAAUAUUGAUUGGAUAAGCUGCUUCUUCUUCCAAAAAAAAAAUUAAGUGUUUCAGGUGAUGGUCAGUUUUAUAAAGAGGAGCAUGCUGUUUACAAAUCAAAGACUGUUUUAUAAUCAACAAUAAUCCUAAUUAUCAGAAGUAAAGGCCUCUGCUGUAGCACCACAGUCCAAACUUCACCAGAUUUCCACUCCACCAGAACAAGAGAUUUUAUGUUUACAUGGCUUUGAUCUAACCAGCCGACUUUAGUGUGUAACUGUUUUUAAAAUCAGUCAGAUUUGAUAAAAAUAUUCAUACCAACGGUUACGAAGAGGCACAAACAGACCGCAGACUGUCAGACUAGUCAGGAGCACAAAGCCGGACAUUAGAUUAUGAUUUAUAGCACAGUCUUGUCACUCCCACCUGGACCUGAUCACAGUUAUUGGGGUAAAAUUGUGAUCAAUCGCUUGUUGGAGUAAUUUCCCCUGUUUAUGUCUCCUCUGAUAAACUGACCACGUCUCCAGUAUCUUCUCUAACUUUGACAUUGUGACACUUCUGGCUCUUCCAGCUGUGUUGAGGGGACGAGAUUAUUAAAAAUGACUAGAAAUUAUUUUUUAACUAAUCAGUAUCUACAAACUGCUGUACACUGGCUGGUUUGGUCUAUCUCUAUGUCAAGUAAUUAAUGCCAAUUGGGGGAUUGUGUGCUAUAAAUGAGAUGAAUGUUUUAUUUUUAAAUGGUCAGAUUAGAGCUAUACAUAGUGGGCUUACUGACCAAACCAGAGAUAUGGUCAAUCCUGUAGCUGUGAUGAGGUGGGAUAUUCUGACUGUUUUGUGUUAAUAAACAAAUGGACAGGAGAGAAGUGAUUUCUCAUCGUAGUAAAUGUGAAUUGCAGUACUUUAAUAAGAUUAGCUGUACAUAUUGAAUUAAACUUCUGAUGAAAAUGAAA